AAGUAAUGCCUUCUGCAAGUAAAAAAAUCGAAACUACUACAGAAAAAGCUUUUGAAAACGAAACCAGUACAAAAUACAUCAUUACGGAAAAAACUAUUCAAGAAGAACCCCCUGCAAAAGAAACAACUAGACAAGAAUUAUCUCCCAAAGAUAUCACUACAGAAAAAACAACUACUAUAGAAGUGACUAUACAAGAAAUUACUACAAAAGGCAUCACUACAAAGGAAACGACUACAGAAGGAGUAAGUGUACAAAACAUAGCAGACGGUAUAAUUUUAGGAAGAGCCGUUCAAAAAGUAGACAUCAAAGAGGAAAUCACUACAAAAAAUACCGCUCUAUCAGAAAUCACCCCUGAAGAAACGACUACAGAAGUAAUCACUCCAACAGAAAAUACGACAGUAAAAAUGGCCUCACAAGAAACUGCUACAGUAAAAAGUACACCAAUAGAAAUCUCUACAGAGAAGACCCCUCUAGAAGAAAUCACUCCAGAAGAAUCCACCACAGAAAAAAUCACCUCACACGAUACCAUUAAAGAAAACAAUAUAUCAAAAGAAAUUAGUACUGAAGAAACGAUUAUAAGAGAUAUAAAACCUGAAGACACCAGCCCUAGAGAAACAACUGAAGAAGAAAGCACCACAGCAUCCACAACUCCUGAAGAAACCACUCUAGAGGACACCACUCAAGAAGGCACCACUACAGAAAAAACCACACCUGAAGGUACCGCUACAGAGGUAACGACUACAGCAGAAACCAGUACAGUAGACACCACACCAGAAGAAACUACUCCAGAAGAAACCACACCAGCAGAAACCACACCAGAAGAAACGACUCCAACAGAAACCACACCAGCAGACACCACUGUAGAAGAAACCACACCAGCAGACACCACUAUAGAAGAAACAACUCCAGCAGAAACCACACCAGAAGAAAGUACUACAGAAAAAACAACUAAACAACUCCUAAGACAAAAACCGACACCAACAAGAAUUGUGCCAACUAGACGAAGACCUAUCUUUGGAAAGCGACCUAAAGUAACUAAACAAACACCUACCACCACGAGUCCUGCGAAACCUAGACGAACGAGACGUAAAUUAACAAGACCGCUCGUCUUCAUGGGAAACAAAAAUUAAUAAUUAUGGGCUUAACUUACGAAUAUAGUGUAGGCAAGGAUGCAUACUUAAAUAAUUAUUU
This is a messenger RNA of Trichoplusia ni (cabbage looper), 1191 nucleotides long. RefSeq names its product salivary glue protein Sgs-3-like. Bases 6 to 1130 code for a protein of 374 amino acids. The transcript has 2 exons. Lineage: Eukaryota; Metazoa; Arthropoda; Insecta; Lepidoptera; Noctuidae. The record is from RefSeq and is a predicted model, not a curated record.